CUUCCCCUUCCCCUUCCCCUUCCCCGUGCAUUUCUGUCCAUCCGUCCAUCCUCAUCCUCGAGGCUCUUCCCUCCUGGCCUGCUUCCCCGGUCCCUGCGUGGCUCCCAUGAGGCCAGGGGCCUUCCCAGCACGUUGCAGGUCAGCUGCUUCCGCUCUGAAGGGCCUGUUCCGUGCCAGGCACACCCGGAUUACGGUCUUCCGUGUGUCUGCGAGUUCUCGAGGGCCUGGAUCACACGUGAGCGGGGGCGGGGGUGGGCCCAGCUCCCCGCACAGGGCGCCGGCCCAAGCUGAAGCACGUCCUCCACUCCCGCCCGCCCUCCCGCCACCUGGCCCCUGUCUCCUGGGUGCUGGCAGGACUUUCCGCCUGUGCCAGAUGUGACUGGCAGGAGGCCAGGACCGUGUCUGCAACUUAGCAGGGCCUGGGGUGGGCAGUGUGGGGAGCAGGGAGGGACGGAUCCAGAGUGACAGGGGCCGGGGGGGCAGGAAGCAACCAGAACACGGUUAUUCAUUCAACAGAUAUUUAUCCAUCACCUUCUUGCCAAGUGCUGUUGUAGGCGCCAGGGAAAUUGCAGAGAAGGACACAGACAAACUUCUGCCCUUGGGGUGGCGGGAGCUUGGUAAACAGGAGUGUCAGAUGGUGAGGGCUGGACAAGGUGCAGGACGGAUUAGAGCGGCCCUAGGGGGACUCGAGGGAAGGGGCAGGGGUGGGAAAGUCUUGCUGAGGAGGUGACAUCUGAGCAAACUUGAAGACUACCAGAGAGGUCUGGGAUGGGAGGAGUGGUAAUAGAGGGCGCGGCCCAUGCAAAGGUCCUGGGGUAAGACAGCGCCACUGCCGCCCAGUGUGUUGGAGAACAGAGGAGGCCCUGUGGCCGGAGCAGCGUGAGGAGAGGAAGACAAGGAGGGGACAGGGCAGGUGCUCAGGAGCAUCAUGGGAGCCCCACAGGGCUGUGGGCAAGGGGGGGCACCUGACUCGGGCUCAUGGCCCCUGGAGGAUGGGUGAGCUGCUGGGCGCUGAGAGGCUUUGGCAGUAAGGGAUCAGGAUGUGGAUGAUCCCGACAGCACUUGCUGAGCGUCAGGAUGUGAGGGGACAGGACCCCAAGUAGCUGCUGUUGAAGCCAGGAGCCCAGAGAGGCCCCUGUGUCCCCGCAGCCCCCCCUGCUCCCCGGGGAGGGCCUAGCCGGCAGGGGGGAGCAGCGCUUUUCACGCUGAGUGCAUUCAAGUGCCAGUAAAUUGCGCAUUAACGAGCCAGGGCGAGCUGGGGAAGGCUCCCCUGGGCCUGUGCGGCGGGAGGGAGGCCCAGCUGGGGAACCAUCACCGCCCGCCAGAGGCAGCCGGGGACCAGCCCAGCCGGGGACGGGGACGGGGGCUCAGAGAGGGGUCCCUGCUCCUGCUGCCUGCCCGGCCCCUCCCUCGCCGUCCUGCCCGCCUGCCCGCCUGCCCGCCUGCCCGCGCCAGACCAGGCUGCCCCUGGAAGCAGGUUGACGCUGCCCGGCCCCCCUCCCCCCCAUUCCUCCCGACUUGGGAAAUUGGCUUUGCUUCCCGGGGCCUCUGUUUUCUCGUCUGCAAACUGGGAAUGCCGGGAGCUGCCGUGAGACAGGACCGACCGCGUCGCCCUAGUCAUUCUCUCUGGUGAAGCACAUGUUUUCCCAGGAUCGGGGAGUUCGCCCGGGGCCAGGCAAGUGUGGGGAGCCACUAGGAGUCUGCCACGGAGGGGCGUGCAUCGACGAGGCCCAGGGACGUCGCUUUUUUGGGGUGCCGUAGACCAAGACCAGACCUGCGCUGGCUUCUCCGGCAGAAAGCUUCCUGCGGACCAUGGAGAUCUGGAGCGGGCCUCCGGGCUUCCAGCCGGGGGAGGUGAGCCAGGGCCCCUCGGGUGUGCAGGCCAAGCGGGGCUCCUGGGGGCCGGCGAGCCCCAAGGCUUCCCCGCGCCCCGGGGCCCCCGCUGCUCCAUCCUCCGGGACCCCUCGGUCGCGCUUGUCAGAUGCCACGGCCACAGGGUCGCCGCACUGGCCCAGGCGGCCCUCCUGGGACUCCGAACCCCGCUUCUGGCAGGAUGUUCUGACCGAGCAGCUGUGGCAGGUCUUUGCAGGGACCCACGAGGAGGGGGACCAGCCACGGCACCGGCGGACAGAACCAGCGCUGGGCCCGGAGAGUCAGGACCCAGGGCCACACCCCCCAGGACUGGAACUGCGUACUGAAGACCCUCUGGCUGCCAGCCCCCCCACGGCCUCCCCCAGCCCCCCCAGCUCCCCCGAGGGCUCCCAGGAAGGGAGCGCAGAGCCGGGCACCGGAGCUGAGGGCGUGUUCUCCCGCGUGGCCCAGGAGCCUGCUGGGAGAGCCUGUCCAUUCCUGAAGCCCAUACUCUGGGACCCUGAGGACUUCGAGGACACGUGGAGGAGACCGGACGCCUUGCCCUGGCAGUCCAAGAAGUCAGCCCUCCCCCACCGAGCCCAGAAGAUGCGGACGCUCCGGCACGGGGAGCCGGUGCUGGCCACGGCCGUCAGCAGCUUCAUGCGCCACGCCUUCACCUGCGGCCGGGGCGGCGUCAAAGUGUGGAGCCUGGUGGGCCAGGGGCUGGAGGACAGGUGUCCUGAGAGCCACCUGGGUGUUCAGACCCGCCGGGCCUACCUGCGCACCUGCCUGCUGUCCUCAGACAGCACGACCCUGCUGACGGGCGGCCACAACCUGGCCAGCGUGAGCGUGUGGGACCUGACCGCGCCCUCCCUGCACGUGAGCCGGGAGCUGCCCUGCGUGGGGCUCACCUGCCAGGCCCUGGCCUCCAGCCCCAGGGACAGCCUGGCCUUCGCCGGCUUCACUGACGGCACGGUCAGGAUCUGGGACCUGCGGGACCAGAGCGUUGUCAGGGACCUGCCGGGCCACCCGCCUGGAGCCAAGAGCAUUGCUGUCAAAGAGCAGAACAUCUGGACGGGGGGUCUGGACACCUGUCUGCGGUGCUGGGACCUGAGGACCACCAGAGAGCCCCUCGAAUACCAGUUUGAGUCUCAGAUCAUGAGCCUGUCCCCCAGCCCCCAGGAGGACUGGGUGCUGGUGGGCACAGCCAACGGCCAGCAGUGGCUGCAGCCCACCCGAGGCGGCCAGAAGCACAUGGUGGGGUGUAAGGACGGCAUCAUCCUGGGUCUCAAGUUCUCCCCGCUCGGCCAGUGGUGGGUGAGCGUUGGCACCGACGACCUGCUCGGCAUCUAUGGCAUGCCCGCGGGGACCCUGGUGUUCCAGGUGCCCGAGGCCACUUCCAUCCUGUGCUGCGAUGUGUCCCCCAACAACCGCCUGAUUGUCACGGGGUCCAAAGCCCACGCCUCGGUGUACCAGCUCACCUACUGAGGGCCCUGGUGCUGGCGUCUGCACCCUGGAUCCUUUUUUCCUUUCUUUUUCUUUUGUCUUUUUCCCCUAACAAGGUGGAGGCGUCGUGGUGGGUGGGCCGGGUGUCUUUCCCUUUGCACGACUGGGCCGGCAAUCUUUGUCGCCUGUAAUAAAGCAACUGGAAAACGCA
Molecule: messenger RNA, 3508 nt
Organism: Canis lupus familiaris (dog)
Lineage: Eukaryota; Metazoa; Chordata; Mammalia; Carnivora; Canidae
Gene: TLE6
Product: TLE family member 6, subcortical maternal complex member
Exons: 13
Coding region: 1813-3339 (508 amino acids)
Biological process (GO): regulation of DNA-templated transcription; negative regulation of canonical Wnt signaling pathway
Cellular component (GO): nucleus; transcription regulator complex
Molecular function (GO): protein binding; transcription corepressor activity
Source: RefSeq, a predicted model, not a curated record